AUCUUUCCACCAGUCUUUUUUCGUCCCAUGGAGUCAACUCAAUUACAGAAAUCCUAUCCUGAGAUAUUCAGAUCUGCGAACAUUGAUCAGUUCAUCGGCAAAGUGUCGCCCAAAACCCAUUGUAGUCAGAUAGCUAGCCUUAUCCAUGAUCGUGCGACCCGUGAGGCAAUGCUUCACCAAAGGCUUGAAUUCGUUCUUACCUUUCACUUUGAACCGGAUCUCACAUGUCCUUACGGUAAGGGACGUGAUUGGUGGUAUGUUCUUAGAGCUCUAGAGCCGGAACCAAGGCCAGUUGAUGGGAAAACCUAUCCUCAUCUUGCUCUUUAUCUCCUUGAUAUAAAGGAAGCUCGGGAAGACUCCAUAUUCUUCUCUGAAUUCAGUGCAUUAGUUUUUGCUAUGCGAGGCCGCGCAAACCAGCGCAAGGUAGAUUCAGAGACAGAGGUGGAGGCUUAUGGAAAAUGA
Molecule: messenger RNA, 462 nt
Organism: Aspergillus piperis CBS 112811
Lineage: Eukaryota; Fungi; Ascomycota; Eurotiomycetes; Eurotiales; Aspergillaceae
Exons: 2
Source: RefSeq, a predicted model, not a curated record